GUUUUUCUCGAGAGGGUGAUUCGUGGAGUAGGAUCAAAUAUUCGCAUAGCAGUAGUUCCCAUCAAAGCCAAUCCUCCAAACUCUUAAAAAAGGCACAGGCUCAAAUCCUCGCCUUACAAAUCAACAAUUUUGAGUUCCGUUGUCGGAGAAGCCUUUGAUCCUGCAAUUUCUGAUGAGAAUACUGCUCCCUCCCUGAAAUACGAUGGCGUUGCAAGAAAAGCUAGACAGAUUCAAAAAGCAGCAAGAGAAGUGCCAGUCAACCCUAUCGAGCAUUGCAGCUAGCAAGGUCGCACCCCAAAAACCUAUGGCUCAUAUAGCUGCACAUGCCUCAGCUUCAGCCAACGGAAGAAAUCCAGUCCCUGCUGUCAAAUUUUCAAACGACACAGAGAGGCUUCAGCAUAUCAACAGCAUACGCAAAGCCCCUGUGGGUGCUCAGAUGAAGCGUGUUAUUGAUCUCCUGCUAGAGACACGACAAGCUUUUACACCUGAACAAAUAAAUGAAGCAUGCUAUGUUGACAUGAAGGCUAACAAAGAUGUAUUUGACAAUCUGAGGAAAAACCCAAAAGUAAACUAUGAUGGGCAACGAUUCUCUUACAAGUCAAAGUAUGGCCUUAAGGACAAAACUGAGCUUCUUCAUUUGACACGUAAGUUUCCUGAGGGCAUUGCUGUCAUUGACCUAAAGGAUGCUUACCCCACUGUCAUGGAAGACUUGCAGGCUUUGAAAGCUGCAGGGCAGAUUUGGCUGCUGUCCAACUUUGAUUCACAGGAAGACAUUGCCUACCCUAAUGACCCCAAAGUGCCCAUUAAGGUGGAUGAUGACCUAAAACAGCUUUUUCGGAGUAUUGAAUUGCCUCGUGAUAUGAUUGAUAUAGAGAAGGAUCUUCAAAAGAAUGGAAUGAAGCCUGCUACCAACACUGCAAAGAGGAGGAGUGCAGCGCAAAUUCAAGGCCUUUCUUCUAAGCCCAAGACUAAGAAGAAGAAGAAUGAAAUCAGCAAAAGGACUAAGCUGACCAAUGCCCAUCUUCCGGAGCUUUUUCAGCACUUGAACAAUUCCUGAUUAACUCGCCGAAAGUGUUGGAUUUCAUGACAGAGAUAAUUUGUUAGCCUAAACUUGAUCAGCAGAGUAAAAAAUACCCAGGAGUUUCUUAUUGCUCUGCCCUACUCUUGAUAUGUUUUCAAUUUUUAUACAUAAAGGCUGGAGCCAAUGCACUGUUGCGCUCUAAUAGCAACAUUCAUAAUAAAUUGUGAAUCCAUAUAUAUUAAAACCAUGUUUGAUAUUUUAGUUCC
Gastrolobium bilobum is the source of this 1287-nucleotide messenger RNA. RefSeq lists its product as uncharacterized. The transcript is spliced from 5 exons. The record is from RefSeq and is a predicted model, not a curated record. Gene Ontology annotation, biological process: transcription initiation at RNA polymerase II promoter. NCBI's taxonomy places the organism in Eukaryota, Viridiplantae, Streptophyta, Magnoliopsida, Fabales, Fabaceae. Gene Ontology annotation, cellular component: transcription factor TFIIE complex. Bases 203 to 1057 code for a protein of 284 amino acids.